Messenger RNA from Quercus lobata, 534 nucleotides. RefSeq lists its product as uncharacterized. NCBI's taxonomy places the organism in Eukaryota, Viridiplantae, Streptophyta, Magnoliopsida, Fagales, Fagaceae. The transcript is spliced from 2 exons. The record is from RefSeq and is a predicted model, not a curated record. Bases 1 to 534 code for a protein of 177 amino acids.
AUGACAAAGUUAUUGGAACAGUGCUUAAAAGCUACAGCCGAAAAAUAUCUCUUGGAGGACCUUAAUCUUUAUAGGUUGUCACUAAAUUCCCCCAACUUCACUGAGAACAACAAUGCAGCUUGCCUAGCUAAUAAUAUUGCAAACCAAUUAAAGAACGAAACUUGUAAAAACGCCUUUCACUACAACUCUACUCCUGGCACUAAGCCUAAUGAUAACGAAUAUGACAAGCUCAUGGAUGGCUGUGACAUAAAAGAGAAUCACACAGUUCAAGGGGUCAUAUUGCCUGUCUGUAUGCCCAAAUUAGACCCAUUUUUGGUGCUUUUUAAUUUUACAACACCUCAAUAUGCAAAAUAUUUGAAGGAUUCAAACUACACUGAGACUGGGAUUGGCUCCGAGGAUAAUUGGAUGGUGGUUGUUUUGAGCACUAACACAUCAGCCGGAAACUUUUCUGGUGCAGCUUCUUUGAUUGCAAAUGUCAGUAUGGGUAACUCCUUGGUGGCUUUGUUCAUUGGAUUUCUUGUGUUUCUGCAGUGA